Castor canadensis (American beaver) is the source of this 3071-nucleotide messenger RNA. RefSeq names its product cyclin G2 (gene Ccng2). Lineage: Eukaryota; Metazoa; Chordata; Mammalia; Rodentia; Castoridae. The record is from RefSeq and is a predicted model, not a curated record.
CCCUCCGCGGGGAGUCACGUGCCCCGCCCCCUUGGGGGCGUCGAAAACUCAAAACAAAAACAAGGGGUUUACUGGGGCAUCGCUGAGGCUGCAGCGGUGCGGGUGAACACAGACGUUUUGGGGCGCCGGCGGAGGGCCCGGGCGGAGGCUGGGCGCUCGGGCAGCGGGAUGAGGCCGGUGCUGUGAGGCCGAAGGGGCGGUGGUGGCAGGGGAAGAGUCGGAUGCUGGUCCCGGAUCACCGCUGAGGCGGCAGGUCCCCGACCUCGGAGACAGGACCGGACCCCCUUGCCGCGCCUGUCCACUCCGGACCGCGACGCUGGGGCCGGUGGAGGUGCAUCUCCGGCACGAUGAAGGAUUUGGGGGCACAGCAUUUGGCAGGUGAUGAAGGAGUCCAGCUUCUCGGGUUGUUGAGCUUCUACCUGGAACAAGAACAGAGAUUCCAACCUCGAGAGAAAGGGCUGAGCUUGAUCGAGGCCACCCCAGAGAAUGAUAACACUUUAUGUUCAAGAUUGAGAAAUGCCAAAGUAAAAGAUUUAAAGAGCUUAACUAACUUUUUUGGAUCUUGCACUGAAACUUUUGUCCUGGCUGUCAAUAUUCUGGACAGAUUCUUGGCUCUCAUGAAGGUGAAACCUAAACAUUUGUCUUGCAUUGGAGUCUGUUGUUUCUUGCUGGCUGCUAGAAUAGUUGAAGAAGAAUGUAAUAUUCCAUCCAUUCAUGAUGUGAUUCGGAUUAGUCAGUGUAAAUGUACCGCUUCUGAUAUAAAACGGAUGGAAAAAAUAAUUUCGGAAAAAUUGCACUAUGAACUGGAAGCUACUACUGCCUUAAACUUUCUGCACUUAUACCACACCAUUGUACUCUGUCAUACUUCAGAAAGAAAAGAAAUACUGAGCCUUGAUAAACUGGAAGCUCAGCUGAAGGCUUGCAACUGCCGACUUGUCUUUUCAAAAGCAAAACCAUCUAUAUUAGCUUUGUGCCUUCUCAAUUUGGAAGUAGAAACUUUAAAAUCUGUUGAAUUACUGGAAAUUCUUCUGCAUGUUAAAAAACAUUCCAAGAUUAAUGACACUGAGUUCUUUUACUGGAGGGAAUUGGUUUCUAAAUGCCUGGCUGAAUACUCUUCUCCUGAGUGUUGCAAACCAGAUCUUAAGAAGUUGGUUUGGAUUGUUUCGAGGCGCACAGCCCAGAACCUCCACAACAGCUACUACAGUGUUCCUGACCUGCCCACAAUCCCAGAGGGGGGCUGCUUUGACGAAAGUGAAAGUGAGGACUCUUGUGAAGACAUGAGCUGUGGAGAAGAGAGCCUGAGCAGUUCUCCUCCCAGUGAUCAAGACUGCACGUUCUUCUUCGACUUCAAAGUGGCGCAGACACUGUGCUUUCCCUCUUAGAACUCUCCAGGUUCUGUGUCAGAAUUUAAAGUGUGUGUAACAGUUUCAAAGCAAUAAAUGGGGAGUAGGUAGUUUUCUGAUCCAGCCUCCAUGUAGGCAGGAAUUACAUAGACUGGACUACCUGCCUUCUGUUUAUUAUUCAGAUCAGAUCUGGCCUAUUUUCAUAUUUAAUCCUAAGCCAUCAAAUGGGUUAGUGCCUCUUAAACAAUUAACAAUACUUUAGACAUUGGCACUUUAUUUUCCUCGUUGAUCUUUAGCUACUUCGGGGAGAAGGGAAGGUGCUGAAACCUUUGUUACUUUUCAAGAAGAUUUUUAAUGAUGAAUAGUGUAGCUUACCUUGAAAUUUUAUAAAGCCAUCAGGUGUCUUUAUUUAACAGAUUGGGAGUGUGCAAGCGCUUCCUUAGCAGGGCCAAUGGGUAAUCCUUGAAUGGUUUAUCCAAGAUUUCCUCUCCCCAUCCUCACAACAGAGGCUAAUCAGUACUCUGGGAUGUCAAACACCUAUUUUGUUGUUUUGCUUUUCAAAUGAUCGUGUACUCUGAUGCAGAUGCUGUAACUUUAGGAAUUAUAAUAUUGACAUUUCUGUGAAUUUUAGUUUGUAAAGUCUUCAUUGGGGUUUCUGCUAAAGCAGAAAUAAUUGUCAGGCUAGGGCUCUUAGUUGCAUUAUUAAUGCCUACGUAUUGUCAGACUAUAGUAUUAUUUGAAUGUUUAAAGAAUCCAUAAUUUGGUAGUUUUGCAUGCACCUGUAUGAAAGCGGUACAGGAAGUUGAACAGAGCUAGGUAACUAUGGAGUUGAUAGAUGUUGGUCUAGUAGCACAUUUUAUCUCAUUUUUAUAUUAAAAUGUCUGCACGAUUACAUUUUACUUCCUUUGUAAUUCACAUUUCAAAAAUAAUGUAUUAGUACAUGGGUGCCAAGACUUGAAUAUGAAGUAAAAAGAGCUCAAGUAUUUGUAGUAUUACAGUUUUAAGCAAAUCUGUGUGGUGAUGCAGCCAUAAGAAUGGGGGUGUAUCAACUCUGUACACCUAAGAUUUUGUACAGAGAAUUUUAAACUUUAUAAGCUGUGUAUGAAAAUGUAAAUCUUUAAAAAUGUACAUAAAAAUGCUGUAUUUUUUUACCUUGUGUUUGUGAUAAUCUAGUCAUUGCAUGUAAAUAUAAUUUAUUGUGUAUUCUGUAUUAUAAUCAGACAUGGAUGACUUACUUUUGUUUGUACUGGUAAGUCAAAAUCCAUGGGAUGUUUUCUGAGGUAGAGCUUUUUGAAGGGAUAAUAGGUUACAAUUGAAAAUAAAAACAUUAAUGAAUUCUCCUUGUUUGCAAUCAUAUCCCAGUUUUUAAUCUUUUGGUAAAAGUUGUUGCUGAAUUUCAAUGAGAAGCCCUGAAGUGAGACUGGAGCACUUCCAUAGACAGCCUUGUGACUAGCUACCAGAAGUCCUCUCAGUUUGUCACCAAAGUGACCCUUAGCCUCUGAAAUUCUGAAAGGGAAUCUGUCACAUGAGAAUUGACCCCUCUCUGGGGCAGAGUCAUAUUAAGCAAGCUCUCAGAAGCUAGUGUGGUAACUUGAAUGCCAAUUAAUUUGUAGUGCAAGCAGUAGAUGUAAAGUCGGCUAGAAUGUCCAGACUGACACAUAGAAUAUACUUUCUGGAGAUGAACCGAAUUCAAAUCAGAAUAGUUACUUGGUGAGUAAGCAUGGGGUG